UGUCGUGGGCGGGGCUUGUGUCAAUGGGCGGGGGAAGCCCUGACGCUGGAGUCUCUGAUUGGUGGUUGUGCACGACGUCGGUGUCGGCCAGCUUCGUUUUGCGGCCAAACAUGACGCGCAGGCUGGGGAAAAAAAUUACAUAAAAACAAAUAAAUAAACACGCAAACAAACAAAUAACCGCUGUUUCGUUGAAUAGAUUCACCGCCUCCUCGAUGAGUCUGUUAUAUGGAUAUGUGUUAGGACAGAGGGGAUAAUUGCUGGGACAUUGCGGGGACUCUGCGGGGACACGGCGUGCUGAGACUCCCACGGAGCGGCCCUGAUGUUUUCCGCGAGUUCCUGGUAAAACACGCGCCCCAGAAGGGUAACGGGACCGAGAGCUCGAGCUGCUGAACACCGUGCGCACUCAGAAUGGCCGGAGUGUGUAACGGCCCAACAUCUGGACCGGGUGACAUCAUCCAGCUGAACGUCGGAGGAACACGGUUUAGCACCUCAAGACAGACUCUUAUGUGGAUUCCAGACUCUUUCUUCUCAAGCUUACUCAGUGGGAGAAUAUCGACACUUAGGGAUGAAACUGGAGCUAUAUUUAUUGACAGGGACCCGACCGCAUUUGUGCCCAUUUUGAACUUCCUUCGCACUAAAGAGUUAGAUUUAAGAGGGGUCAGCAUAAGCAUUCUGCGCCAUGAAGCUGAGUUUUAUGGGAUUACACCAUUAGUUCGGCGUUUGCUGCUGUGCGAGGAGCUAGAGAGAUCAUCGUGUGGAAGUGUGCUUUUUCAUGGCUACCUCCCACCACCAGCUAUCCCCCCUCGCAAGGUUGCCAGUGGGCAGAGUGCUGCUGCUGGAAUCCAGGACGAGUACCCAGGCACCAGCGGAGCAGACGGGGGCUUCUUGCGAUCAAGUUCGCACACAUCUCUCCCUGGACCCAACGGAUUGGACGGGGCAACGAGACUCUCUGGAUCAGCAGUUGAUCCCAGGAAGGUGCUCAUUGUUGCCGGUCAUCACAACUGGAUAGUUGCUGCCUACGCUCAUUUCGUCAUUUGCUACAGGAUAAAGGAAUCCUCAGGAUGGCAGCAGGUGUUCUCAAGUCCUUACCUAGACUGGGCCAUUGAGCGUGUCGCCCUAAAUGCGAAAGUAGUAGGCGGUCCUCAUGGUGACAAAGACAAGAUGGUUGCGGUGUCGUCGGAGAGCAGGAUCAUCUUAUGGAGUAUCCAGGAUGGGGGAAGUGGCAAUGAGAUAGGUGUGUUCAGUCUUGGUGUGCCUGUUGAUUCUCUUUUCUUCAUUGGGAGUCAGCUGGUUGCCACCAGUCAUACUGGGAAGGUCGGUGUGUGGAACGCAGUGACACAGCAUUGGCAAGUGCAGGAUGUAGUACCCAUCACCAGCUGUGACACAGCUGGAUCCUUUCUUCUUCUUGGAUGCAACAAUGGCUCCAUUUACUACAUUGACAUGCAGAAGUUCCCACUGAGAAUGAAGGACAAUGACCUGCUGGUGACCGAGCUCUACCACGACCCCUCGAAUGAUGCCAUAACAGCUCUCAGCGUGUACUUAACACCUAAAACCAGCGUGAGCGGAAACUGGAUCGAGAUCGCGUAUGGCACUAGUUCAGGUGCAGUGCGUGUGAUAGUGCAGCACCCCGAGACGGUUGGAUCAGGGCCUCAGCUGUUUCAGACAUUCACGGUCCAUCGCAGCCCUGUCACCAAGAUCAUGCUGUCUGAGAAACACCUCGUAUCAGUGUGUGCCGACAAUAACCACGUGAGGACGUGGACAGUGACUCGCUUUAGAGGCAUGAUCUCCACUCAGCCUGGGUCCACGCCACUGGCUUCCUUCAAGAUCAUCUCGCUGGAGGAGACAGAGAGCCAUAGCAGCUACUCCUCCGGCAACGACAUAGGACCAUUUGGAGAGAGAGACGACCAACAAGUGUUCAUUCAGAAAGUCAUUCCGAUAACCAACAAACUCUUUGUGCGUCUCUCCUCCACUGGAAAGAGGAUCUGCGAGGUGCAGGCAGUGGACAGUACCACCAUCACGUGUUUCACAGUGCGCGAGUGCGAGGGCUCCAGUCGCAUGGGCUCCCGGCCACGUCGCUACCUCUUCACCGGCCACGCGAACGGCAGCAUCCAGAUGUGGGAUCUAACCACGGCCAUGGACACGGCGAACAAGAACGACAGCAAAAGCAAACGGGAUGUGGAAGUUGGAGGGCCUACAGAGGAGGAGCUUCUAAAGCUGCUUGAUCAAUGCGAUCUGAGUACAUCACGCUGUGCCACACCCAACAUUAGCCCCGCUCCUUCAGUACUGCACCACAGCCGACUCCGAGAGUCCUGCUCCAGUCUUCAACUGCAGGCCCAAGAACUCUUGUCAGAGAAUGCCACAUACGGUGCUGUACGUCCGUACCGAGAGAGCCCCCUGCUGGCCCGUGCCCGUCGCACAGAGAGCUUCAGCAGCUACCCUGACAUCCACACUCUCAACCUGGCCAAAGUCCUGAGGGAACACGGUGGGCAUUGCAGCGGCACUGACGAUGACAGCAACGGUGACACCGGAGACAAGAGGAGCUCCGAGAGUCCGGCGAGCACCACAGACAGUCCCAGAGAUCACCGGCGUAGGGCACACUCAUCCGACGAAGGUACUUUAGAGGGCCGAGCGGAGGGUAAGAGGAGAGGAGCGUUUGAAGGGAACUUCCUAAGCCGGAAGAAGGCGCCGCCGGUCCCUCAGCUGAGCUCUGUGUCUGUGGGGAGUGAGGCAGGAGGCAGCGACUCGUCCAGCACUGCCUCCCCCUCUCCAACUAAAGCGUCCACUUCCCCACGCCACCGCAGGGGUCUGGACAUGAGCGAAUGAACGCUAAAAUAGGGUGUGUAUAUAAAUAACAAAUACAUACCGAAGCAGUAUUACCAUAGACAUACACAUAUCCCUGAAGGAGUAUAUCUCUGGUAAGAAACACAGAGAUACAGGAUACUGGUGUCUAAAGCCGAUGUUGAAUGAAUAUUUAAAUAUAUCUACUGCAUACUUCUUACUCAA
This is a messenger RNA of Silurus meridionalis, 3003 nucleotides long. It is a transcript of the gene kctd3, whose product is annotated as potassium channel tetramerization domain containing 3. The transcript has 18 exons. Gene Ontology annotation, biological process: protein homooligomerization. The record is from RefSeq and is a predicted model, not a curated record. The coding region runs from base 409 to 2823 and encodes 804 amino acids. NCBI's taxonomy places the organism in Eukaryota, Metazoa, Chordata, Actinopteri, Siluriformes, Siluridae. Gene Ontology annotation, molecular function: protein binding.